GAAAGAGUAAGAUACCAGCAACACAGGCAGAUAGCGACGUACACAGGGAGAACAGGCUUCGGUGUAGAGAGUAUGAGCAAGGAAGCAGGUCUGCUGGGAGUCUCCUUCUUGAUCUGAGAGGAAGCUUUGGAUGCUGUCCACCCAUCAUCAGCCUGAAAUGUCUGACUUUGAGGAUUUCGGCUGGCCGGGAGGGCUGGCGAAUGUAUCUGAAAGCUACCAGCUGAACCCGACCAGUGUGAUUGUAUCGGUGGUUUUCUCCCUCAUCUUCCUGCUGGGCACCAUCGGCAACAGCCUGGUGCUCGCCGUGCUUCUGCGGAGCGGGCAGGUGGGCUACAACACAACCAACCUGUUCAUACUCAACCUGAGCGUGGCCGACUUCUUCUUCAUCAUCUUCUGCGUUCCUUUCCAAGCCACCAUCUACUCUCUGGAGGGCUGGGUGUUCGGCUCCUUCAUGUGCAAAGUGGUCCACUUCUUCAUCAACCUCACCAUGUACGCCAGCAGCUUCACACUCGCUGCUGUCUCUGUUGACAGGUACCUCGCCAUCCGCUACCCGCUGCGCUCCAGAGAGCUACGGACUCCGUGUAACGCGGUGGUCGCCAUGGUGAUCAUCUGGGGUCUCUCUCUGGUCUUUGCCGGUCCUUAUCUCAGCUACUACGACCUGAUCGACUACGCCAACAGCACCGUGUGCAUCCCCGGCUGGGAGGAGCAGAACCGGAAGGUGCUGGACACGUGCACCUUCUUGUUCGGCUACGUCAUCCCCGUGCUGAUCGUGAGUCUCUCGUACACUCGAACCAUCAAGUACCUGUGGACGGCAGUGGACCCUCUGGACGGCAUGUCGGAAUCCAAGAGGGCCAAACGCAAAGUCACCAAAAUGAUCAUCAUUGUCACGGUGCUCUUCUGCAUCUGCUGGCUGCCGUACCAUGUGGUGAUCUUGUGCUACCUGUACGGAGACUUCCCUUUCAACCAGACCACGUAUGCCUUCAGGCUUCUCUCCCACUGCAUGGCCUACGCCAACUCUUGUGUCAACCCCAUCGUGUACGCUCUGGUGUCCAAGCACUUCCGCAAAGGCUUCAAGAAGGUGUUCAGCUGCAUCCUCAGUAAAAACGGGAGGAAUAAGGUCCACGUGGUCCACGUAGCCAACACUGUGCCCGGGUUCGAAGCAGGAUCCACGGAGGUGUCGCAUAUGAACGAGGAGAACGUGCGACAGAAUGAGUGUGAAAUGAUUAACAGGCGGAUUGGAGAGCCAAGAGAAGCCACGGUGACACUGAAUUUGCCCUUUCAACGGCAGACUUGAUAAGUGAUUCAGCACUUACAGGCUCAUUACAGAUUGCCUUAUGUGAAAGCAUGACACUGCAGCAAGAAAUGUGUUAAAUGCUCAUAAUGACAGUCACAGUUUUGGUGACAAAAAGGAGAAAUGAAAUGAAACACAUUUACGCAGAUGAAAAAAGUGUUGAAAUACAGUUAAAACAGUGAGCCCACAACCAAAUAUGGGUUUGUUUCAUCAUCUUUGUCAAAUAUUCACUCCCAUAAUGUUCCACUAACACAUAAACACUCAGUCACAAAGGUUUGAUACUAAGAAUGAAAAUGUCUCUGUUUCCACCAUUUGCCUUAACUAUGGCCUGAAGCUUGGUAUAUAUUUAAAGGUCCAGUGUGUAUUGUCUUAUCUAACAGUGAUGUUGCAACCAACUGAGUACCCCUCGGCUCAACGCCCCCUUUCCAAUGGCGUCAGAGAAGCUGGCCUUCAGGCAGGACCGGCGCAUGAAUUUCUGCGAACAAACAACUCUGCCGCCCCUCAGUUUGCAACAUAUCAUACCAGCAACAGCACACAAACGCAGAUAGUGCUCCCAGUGUCAACAACAUCAAAGUAUGCAGGCAUUUUGAUAAUCUUUGUUGGUUACUUUGCGAUUUCGCGCAGUUGGCCCACAUUUCCCCGACCUUGCCACGGUACUGCCACAGACCACCACCUAUUCUGCCUUUAUGGACACGCCGGAUCUGCGUUCAGGUCGUCGGAACGACCCAACCCUGUCUCCUACAAAACAUGUUUCCGUAACAUAACUCACAAUGCAGUUGGGAACAUCAUUUUAAGGAGAUGGGGCUGAAUCACUGAAUGUAGAUUGCUGCCAUUGGCCGUCUGUUUUGAAAGGGCACUGUCUAUAUUCUGCGCUUAGCACCGCCCACAUGGAUCGUGACCUGUUUAAAGAAAUACAAACAAGCCGCAGUGUCCCCCCCCCCCAUACGGAAUGACAAUGUGAGGAGCCAGACCAGCUCCAUAUGUAGAUAUGAAGGGCUCAUUCUAAGCUAACAAAAGCAAAACACAACAAUUUGUAGGUGAUUAUACACUAAUGAAAACGUAUGAAUGUUAUAUUCCACUUCUGCUAAAAGGUUUCCAUAAAGGCUACACACUGGACAUUUAAGUCUUUUCAGCAUUUGAGAAUUAUUACAGCACUUUUUAAAAGCGGCAUAGAAUGUGUCCCAUAAUGUCACAGUUUGUUUCACCUUUCCAAAGAUGUUCAAAGGUUGGUGAAUGUAUGUCAGCACUGUUUGUUCUUCUGUUUGACCUCAAACAGGUUGCGAUAGAGAUUCAGGGUCUGAACCUGCUCAUAAAGUCUGAAGAAAUGGCAUUCCUCUGCAAAGUGGUGCUUCUCCUCGUCAGGUCAGCUACAGGCCAGUCAUUAACAACACUGCAGCAUUUCCAAAACCAUGUGGGACUGUAGCUUUUAUGGUCCGUUACGGUAAUCUCUUCCGUCUUUCCCUCACACAAACUCAACCGUCUGAUUGUGACUCGUUUUUAAAGUGCUCGUCUCUUAUUGAGCUCGUGGUUUUUCUAACCGGAGCAGUUGUUUGCUCCGUUUCCUUUGAAUCUUGCAUGCAGAUGCUGUUCUGUCUUGUCAAGAUAUUACUGGUAUAUUUGAAUGAUAUAUGCUGUAACAUACAAAAAGGUUUUGUGUGCAAAUAUGAUAUUCAGUUACAUUUCAAUGUCAUACCAGCAUUCAAGAAUCAGGUGUCAAAUACAUCUGGGAAGAAGUGUUUAUCAGUUUCUGAUGAAAUGAAACCGUUCUUGGUAAAAUACUUUAGAUUGAGGUAGAAAACUGGACACAUUUUCUUGCUUUACUUGUAUUUUGCAAUGAUUGUAAUCAUGGCAUGUUUCUCUAUGGUGUGAAAUAUUAUAUAUUUAAAUUAGUAUUGUUUAUCAAUGGGUGCACUGAAGAGAUGUGUCUUUUAAAAGGUGUGUUUUGUGUAUUUAAAAGCUGUGAAAGCAUUGAUCAGCAUUGACAUGGUUUCUCUCUCCAGAUGAAAGCAGAUCCUCAGUGUAUCUCUCUUUCUCUCUGUGUUCCUCUGUAAGCUUGCGUCCUACCUCAGAGCUGCUUCCUGUCUUCUAGCCGUGUUCUGCUCAGAAUGUGUAAAGCCUGAGAAACCAAUUUCCAGACAGAACAUUCUCCUUUGCACUGACAAAUUAUUGUUUCUUUGUUUGCUUGCCCGUUGCCUCCCACGUUGUGUAAAGUAUCCUCUCUUUCAUUAUGUAGAGUUUUCAAAUGUAACAGCCUGUAGAUUAUAAGAAGAAUAUAUAUAUAUAUAUAUUUAAAUAGAUAUUUAUC
Messenger RNA from Anarrhichthys ocellatus (wolf-eel), 3596 nucleotides. It is a transcript of the gene galr2b, whose product is annotated as galanin receptor 2b. The transcript has 3 exons. The coding region runs from base 131 to 1294 and encodes 387 amino acids. Gene Ontology annotation, molecular function: G protein-coupled receptor activity. Gene Ontology annotation, cellular component: plasma membrane. The record is from RefSeq and is a predicted model, not a curated record. Lineage: Eukaryota; Metazoa; Chordata; Actinopteri; Perciformes; Anarhichadidae. Gene Ontology annotation, biological process: G protein-coupled receptor signaling pathway.